Messenger RNA from Funneliformis caledonium, 201 nucleotides. The record is from the annotation of a GenBank genome assembly. NCBI's taxonomy places the organism in Eukaryota, Fungi, Glomeromycota, Glomeromycetes, Glomerales, Glomeraceae.
AUGUUUGAUAUAAUAUAUUAUAAUACGCCUUUAACAAUUGAUGCUGUCACAAUUUUGAUGGCGCUUGCUGAUGACGCUGCUGAUAUUGAUAAUGCCGCUAACGUUGAUAUUGAUAAACGACAACAAUUGGACACUGAUUGCACUUACGUAAGCCAGUGUAAUGAUACGCUUGGUAUUGGAGAGGGAAAGGGUAACAUUUAG